AUGGGGGUGACAAAUGUUACUACAUCAACCAACUCCCUCGGAGCGUCGCUCUCACCAGCCCCUGGGCAUUCGACAGUGCAGCCGCUGCCUAUGACCGGAUCGUCCAGCGCCCAUCAUCCUCAUGCUCAACAAGCAUCGGCAGCGCCAUCAACAGCCAGCACAGGCGCCAACGGCGCGGAUGCCAUGUCGACCAGCUUUGGGCCCUCGUCUGGAGGCAAUGGAACCACGACCUCCAGCAUGUCGGGCAGCGUCAUGACAGAGGAGGAGGAGGACUAUGAUGACUACUGCAAGGGCGGUUAUCAUCCAGUGCAUGUCGGAGAUGCCUUCUCGGACGAGAGGUACUUGAUAGUCAGAAAGCUCGGUUGGGGUCACUUCUCGACAGUGUGGCUCGCGCGGGAUAACAAACUCAAGCGGCAUGUGGCUCUCAAAGUGGUAAAAUCAGCUCCACAUUACACCGAGACGGCGCUCGACGAGAUCAAACUUCUGCAACGAUUGGUUGCUGCUAACCCCAAUCACCCUGGUCGGCGGCAUUGCGUCUCGCUGCUGGAUCACUUCCGCCAUCGAGGACCAAACGGAUCGCACGUUUGCAUGGUCUUUGAAGUGCUGGGGGAAAACCUUUUGGGCCUCAUCAAGCGAUAUCAACAUCGCGGCGUGCCUGCGCAUAUCGUCAAACAGAUCGGAAAGCAGGUUCUGCUCGGCCUCGACUAUAUGCACUCUGAAUGCGGCAUCAUCCACACCGAUUUGAAGCCAGAGAAUGUGCUGAUUUGCAUCGAGGAUGUUGAGGCAGUCGUGCAAGCUGAGCUGCGCACGAACCCGGCUGCGGUGCCGACCAAGCUGGUCGGCGUGCCGCCAAGUCAAGGACGAGGCGGGACGCAGACGCCUCGCAAGGACGUGAUAUUCAUCACGGGAUCCCAACCGCUACCAAGCCCUAGCAGCAGUGUUGGGUCAAGUCCAAUGUUCGACAAGUGGGCCUUUGGCAUGUCAAAGAUUGAAGGAGGAGACGGUUUCAAGAGCGGCGCUUCGAGCGAGCAGGGCGGAUCGAAAGCCAACUCUGACCGCGAAAAAUCGCCGCAGCUAUCGCAGGGCAUCUCACAAAUGAGCACGGACGAGAAGCCGCAGUUUGGAUUUAAAACUGUACCCCACGCCCCUGCUUCGAAAGGACCAUCUUUGCUUUCGCAGCAAGCCCCUGGUGCAAAAGCGGCUGCUGCUGCCGCCGCAGGAUCGAAUUCUUUCUCUGUUGCUGGGCCGUCGAGCAUACCUACCUCGGCCACCGCCAGCAGUGCUGGAUCGCCAGAGUCAGCCUACCGACCCGAGAUGGACCCUUCCUCUCUGCCAAAUUUCAACGGCGCUCAGCAAGCGGGCAGCCCUGCAUCUGACAGCGGAUCUGCCAUGUCGACAGACCCGCCAGCGAACGCAGACCAGGACCUCGGCUACCAUCCGCCAGCUCCGGCUGCUGGCGAUCCCAACACGCUUCCCCCUCCGCCGCCAUAUGAUCCCAGCUCGCUGGAGAGGAUCACAGUUAAAAUUGCGGACCUGGGCAACGCUUGCUGGACUGAUCACCACUUCACAAACGACAUUCAGACGCGGCAAUAUAGGUGUCCGGAGGUCAUCCUCGGUGCCAAGUGGGGGCCAAGCGCAGACAUGUGGAGCGCCGCUGCGAUGUUCUUCGAGCUGCUGACUGGCGAUUACCUCUUCGACCCCACGCCUGGGUCCAAGUACAACAAGGACGAUGAUCACAUUGCGCAGAUCAUAGAGCUCCUUGGUGACUUUCCCAAGAAUCUGGCAUUCUCUGGCAAAUACUCGGCCGACAUUUUCAAUAGACGAGGCGAGCUUCGACACAUUCAUCGGUUGCGCUUUUGGCCGCUGAUUUCUGUGCUACAAGAAAAGUACUUGCUUCCCUUCGAAGAGUCAAACAAGCUCUCCUCGUUCCUCCUUCCGAUGCUCAGGCUGCACCCUGACCGCAGAGCGACAGCGAAAGAGCUCCUUGGGCAUACUUGGCUUGAAGGUGUCAUUGUACAGGGCGAGAUUGAGGCGAUGCAGCGGCAGCAGAGGCUGCAGGCUGGCGCGCCCGGGGAUGCGGCGAUGGGGGAUCGUCCUGUUGGACAGCCGAUAGGUGCGAAUGAAGAGCUGGACACGACGGAGGACGCUCUCAAGCCUGUUGGGAGUCUGUCGACCACGCCUUCCAGCAGCACAGCAGCGUCUCCCAUGCACCUCAACGAGGUUUCGAUGAUCGAAGCACAGCGGCGCGCUGCCUCCCAUCUGCAGCAACAGAAGCAGCAACAGCAGCAGCAUAGUGCGCCUCCGCCAUCGACAGCGACAGCACAAGACAUGACGAUGACAUCUGCAGGAUCCGAGCGGGACACGAGAGACGCUUCCGGUGGCUCAUCCGGCAGCAAUGCUCAUCGCUCGGCUUCGAUCAACCAGCAACAUGCCACGCCACGAGCGGUCGGUCAGCCAACAGCCAGUCGCGGUCAAAGUUCGCCUUCACCGCAUGGCCUUCCCAGGCCUGUGGCAACCGCGACUGUUUCGUGA
This is a messenger RNA of Tilletiaria anomala UBC 951, 2532 nucleotides long. RefSeq names its product kinase-like protein. The record is from RefSeq and is a predicted model, not a curated record. Gene Ontology annotation, biological process: spliceosomal complex assembly; protein phosphorylation; regulation of mRNA processing. NCBI's taxonomy places the organism in Eukaryota, Fungi, Basidiomycota, Exobasidiomycetes, Georgefischeriales, Tilletiariaceae. The transcript is spliced from 3 exons. The coding region runs from base 1 to 2532 and encodes 843 amino acids. Gene Ontology annotation, molecular function: ATP binding; protein kinase activity.